AAACGUAUUGAGACGAAGUUUUCCAAAAAAGAAUAAAAAUCGAUAUGAUGAAUUUAUUCCUCACAGAAUUUCCGAAGAGAAAAAUUAAAUACACAUUUUAAAGUCUUUUGUUAUAGUAAAAAGACCUUAUGAUUUCUAAACACAAAGAGCAUGGAAAUAGAGGGCAUUGUGUUGAACAGCGAUGAUAAUGGUUUGGUGUGAGAUAUUAACAAAUCCUUUUACGUGCUAUUACAGUGCAGCGUUCCAGGCCGGAAAUUCGAAAGAAGGGGUCCGCUCGUCUGGUGUGCUGGUCAUGGAUCUUUAAACAAUAUUUUCACUUCUCGUUAACGACAGAAAAUAUCCAUAGAAUCGGGGAAAUAUUAAUAAGCAAUUUUAUUGUGUAAAUAGAUAAAAAAAAAAUUCAGAAGUUAAAUUUCUUGCUCUCUCGAUCUACAAUCAACGAUUAAAAAGGGACUUCCAGCGGUUUGAGUGUUGCGCGGGAUUAAUUUGUUGUUGCUUCAAGGAAGGUGCAUGUUUUUACUGCCUGCAAUGUAGCGGGAUCGUGAUGUUGGGGGCACGGAUUAUCCAUCGGUGAAAGCAGAAAUGGGACUGUUCGGAUUCUCUGCACUAUGUCUAUUUCUCACCCUCUGUGUUCAACCCGGGGAUCUAGCAUGCACUUUCCCUUUCACCGGAACUUGGGUGACCAGUAACCGCGGAACAUGGACCGUUACAAGCAAUACUACAGAGAACUUCAAACUUCGUGUAGACGUGGCAUCUGACAGUCUGUGGACCAUGGAGUGUUUCUCCACAGACGGAACGUACUACAUACUCAAAUCAACAGGUAUCUUUUACCCAUUUACAACUGUGCCAACGUACAUCUACACCUGUAUGACGUUUUCGAAGCAAUCGGACAACAAAUAUCUCUAUACUGUGAAUACAGUGGAAUAUGCUGUCCUCACAUCUCCUAUCAAGGUUUAUGAACGAGUUAUUUUAAAAUCCACCUCUGCACCUGCUCCUGCGCAAAGUGAAGUGUGCACAGACACAACAAACCUAGGGAUAGAGCGAGACCACGUAGCACUUCAGUCUGGUUUCGAGGUAGCAGCAGCAGUCACGUGUCCUACAAGUAUCCAUGGAACGUGGUCUUACAACUACACAGGACUGACGUGUUCCUCUACUACUCUAGAUACGUGCUCUGACAAAACCAAGUUCGCCUACAACAACACAGAAUGUGCAGAAAAUCCGAUGUUUUCAAGUGGUGGUUCGUUAUAUUGUGUGUACUCAGGAACAAGUGGAGAUAGCACAUAUGUGACCCUCUACAAUGCUGACGGCUCAGUUUCAAGUCCAACUACUUUUCAGUUUUCUUGCAUGGUGUUAACAACUUCCGGUAGCUCAAUUUCCGCUUCCGUAAAUCCUGAAGCAUGCGCCACGGGCCAGACAUCUACGUCCAUAAGUACUGAAUACGGAAAGACUGUCGAAUUCGCCGAUAUAGCAACGACUGCCUGUUACCCAACAGCUCCAACAUCAGAAACAGAUUUAACCUGGCUCUAUAUUCUCAUAGGAGUUCUUCUAUUUAUUAUAAUUGUGUUAAUCAUCAUCAUUAUUCUGUGUAUCGUCUGCCGUCGCCGGAAACGCACCCAAAUUGAUGACGAAGAACGCAACAUCACAGAAGAGUCAGACGAUGACAAGAGCACAAAGAGCGAAGAACAGGCACAGAAUGAACAGAAUGCACCGGAAGAGUUAAGACACGAAGAAGAGAAAGAACCCCCGUCGGGGGAGACAAAACAAGACGAAGAGGAAGACGAGGACGAUCGAGCAUCGCAAGAUUCCGGCUUUAUUCCGGAUAAACUUGACAAAGAAGAAGAGCAGAAGGAGAAUGAGGAAAAAAAGGAAGAGGAAGUCCGAGUGGAGGUUGACGGACAAACGAAGGAAGAUCAAGAGAGACCGGAUACAGUUAUUAGUAAAAUGUCGGAUCUCGGUAGCACUAUAGCACCCUCAGAACAGGUAGAUGGGGCUACGCCCUUACCGAGCCAGGAUCCUACCCCAAGAGAUCUAGAAGAGGAAGAAAACAAUGAGCAAGAGAGCUCUGAGGACGAAGAAGAAGUACAAAGGAGAAUUAGGGAAAUUGGCGGGAGAAAGCAAGGACACGGAUAUGUUCCGGAAGGACAGCUGAGCAAAGUUCUGAUCACAAGGGAUAUGCACGAGAAAAAGAGGAACAAGAAACAGAGGAAACUCGGUCGCUUCGCUCGGGGGAAAUCGAAACCAAAGCACGACAAGCGUAAGGAUGGUGGCGGUUCCCCCGAUUCGUUGGAGGAAGAGGAGCUCCGAAAGAAUGGGGAUGGUAAGAAAGCCGAGUUCAUGGAACAGUACCUCAACAAGAAGCGCAUCGAAACCAAGCUUGACGAAGAACACUACUGGAGUGAGGAAGACGACCACGCCGAGUUCAAAAUGGAGGAUUAUGAUGACGAUUUCGAAGAGUCUUUCCCGAAGGAAAACAACAAAGCAGAAGAGGAAAUGGUAGUAGAAAAUGUGGACGAACCAGACGACACAGGCAAACCAAAAGCAGACGGCACCGAAAAGGAGCGCGAGAAGGACAGCGGAACUGACAGUCCGGGAUUUCGGGUCACGCCCCCUGGGGGUGAGGACGAUGAAAAUGGCGGGAACAUAGACAGUGACCAAGACCUUCGUGAUGUCGAAGAAGACGAAGUAUUCGAUGAGGAAUACGUCAAGGGGAUCUCGAAAUUACCUCCAGGAUUCGUUCGGGACUCACAGGGACGAAUCAUUCGCGUCUCAGAUGGUCAGAUAAUAUCGGAGGAAGAAAUGGCUCGCUAUUUCAAGAAAGCGAGAAUCCGAGGGUUGUUCAAAAUCCAGCGUUUAAAACGGAACAAAAAGGGACGUCCAACUGGGGGAUAUAUUGCCGACGAGUUUGGUCCAGAGAUAACGCAAACUCAGAAGGAAGAGUCCAAGGAUGGUGACGGGGAGGAUGGUCCUAGACCCAAACAACCGAGGUCUUCAGCCGACAGGAUUGCUACUUCUGAGCGAAGGCAGAGGCCGUCUCUGACAAAGGUUGACAACACGGGGGGUAAGUCCGUGGCCUUCAAUGUCGGACAACACCAGGAGGAAGAGGAAGUGAUAACGUUUGGUGAUGAUGACGAUGACGUCAAAAGAAAAGGACGGCGAGAUGUUGGGACACCUAGCCGUGAACUUCUAAAGAAACGCCUGUUUAAGUCUCGCAAAAAGCGCGAUCCUCAGAUGAUAUACGUGUCAGAAUCUGAAAAGCCCCGAGAACUGAACGAUCUGGUGAAGGUGUACGGGAGGGGCGGGGGAGGGGCUCCAUUGGGCGGGCCCGGUGGCAGACCCCCGCUACCACCCUCUUCUUUACAAAGAAACGACAGUACACGGAACUCCCUCAACCCAGAACAACUCCGACAAUUUAGGCUGGGUCUGGCUAAUGACCAGAAGUUCUUGGAUCAAAGAAAAGGCGGUGGAGAUAGGCAUGUCCGGGAAGCAUUCACAACGCCCAAUGACCUUGAAAUCGAGGAAAUUCAGAUGGAUGAUGAGGAGAGGAGGUCUAUUGAUAUUGGAGAUGAGGAUGAGUUUGUCCUCGUGGGGAACAGAACACAGGGCCGCCCUGAAGGAUAUCAAAACUCACCUGAACCCUUCUUUACGAUCGUGCGACGAAGUGGAGAGAGAAUUAAUCAAGAACAAACGCCACCAUGGUGCACACGUCACGAAUUACGUCAUACCAUUCCAUGGUCUCUCAGAGAACCCUCGAGUAUGACUAGGGCAAACACAAUGGUCAAUGAUUCCGGGGAGAGUAUGCGCUCCCUUGGUGCUUCGAAGUCGGCUGACGCUAAAAAGCGAAAUAUGGACGAUUGGCGCCUCCGAAUACUUCUGGAGGAACUAUAUAAAGACAAGAAAUACUUUGACCAUGUGAUUGACUCAACAGAUCGAGAAAAGGACCCAAUACUGGACGAAAGAGAUCUUGCUGAACAUGGCCGCGGGUAUCUUUUGAAUAGGGCCGAAUAUUGGGAUCAACAAAUGAGGGACAAUCCCAUGCCCAUACCACCAUGGUGUGUCCCUUCUCGGGUUAACACUUCUAUGAAACUAAACUCGGGGCGAGGAUCUCAAACGUCUACAGUCACGCCUCCAAUUUAUGGAUCCCCGCCCCCCUCCUUGAACGUGCCAAAUGAGCCUCAAGACACUCCAUAGCACUCAACUCCGAAAUUUAAUUCAGAAGUUCUUCCGCAUACAUUCGAUACCUCUUGAGAGUUUUACAUAUGGCGCGUGGUAUUUGUUCCGAUUGAUUGAGCUGCUGGUUUGAAGGAUAUUCAAAAAUUCGUCUUGGAUGACGAAAUUAGCGUUGAAAAAUAAUGUCUCAAAUUAUCUGUUGACGAAACGGAAUGUAAAUAUUUAUUUAUUUUGUAUUGUGUCAUGUUAUCAACGUCUAUUGUAGCCAAAAUAGUCUACAAGCAUAAUUUCCAUGGCGAGUUUUACGGUAUAUGAUAAUGACACGCCAUCUGAGUGCUCCAUGGUCUGUGAUAGUUAACUGUAAUGGAUCGGAAUACAUUACAGUAUCCCUUCAGUAUUAUUUAAGUUUAUCUAUUUUGUUUAUGAUGCUCAUUGUUCCUUAUUUGUAAUCAUGUAUUAUGUGUUAUGUACAGUACUUCUGUUUUUUCUCUUGAGUUGAGUAUCCAAUAUGCCUCAUUCAAAUACUACGCAAAGAAUAUGGCAAUGGGACUCGGAGCUUCAAAUGCAAUGUUUUGUUAUAUGACAUCACUAUGUAAAGCAAUAAAUAUUAUUUUUCAUUGUU
This is a messenger RNA of Magallana angulata, 4789 nucleotides long. RefSeq lists its product as uncharacterized. Lineage: Eukaryota; Metazoa; Mollusca; Bivalvia; Ostreida; Ostreidae. The record is from RefSeq and is a predicted model, not a curated record. The transcript is spliced from 23 exons. The coding region runs from base 583 to 4188 and encodes 1201 amino acids.